Molecule: messenger RNA, 1107 nt
Organism: Didymosphaeria variabile
Lineage: Eukaryota; Fungi; Ascomycota; Dothideomycetes; Pleosporales; Didymosphaeriaceae
Exons: 3
Coding region: 1-1107 (368 amino acids)
Source: RefSeq, a predicted model, not a curated record
AUGCCGCCCACGCCGUCGCCCUUCACCACCACGCUUGUCUCGGUCAUCGUUGUGUUCCUCGGCCUGGCCACCGUCGCAUUGGGGCUGCGCAUCUACUGCGCGCGCAAGUCGACGCGCGACAAGUGGUUCACCAUGGACAUGGCGCUCAUCAUUGCCUCGCUCAUUGUCACCUACGGCUGCAUAUUAACCACCAUCAUCGGAGCGGCAGAGCUGGGGCUCGACUACACCAACAACAAGAUGGAUCCGGUGCGGGGAGCGCAAUUUCUCUUCAAAAUUUACUUUUCCGACGUCAUCACCACAACCAUCGCGAGCGGGCUUUGCAAGAUUUCGAUUCUGGAGUUUUACAAGCGCCUCUUCAUUUGGAACCCCUUUGCGACGGUGUGCAACGUGGGCAUCUUCCUCGUUUCGUCCUGGAUGAUUGGAACAUUCUUCACCCAGCUCUUCAGCACGAGCCCUAUUUCGUCCGCCUGGCACCCGGAUCGCCAGCUUAUCGAUGCCAACUACGACUACCCCACUGCACUCCUGGCCAUCUUCGGCAUCGGUAUCGUCCUGGAUUUCCUGGUCCUCUGCCUGCCUCUGAAGCCCAUCUGGUCGCUGAAGCUCUCGUUGGCCAACAAGAUCAAAGUCUCCAUGAUCCUCUGGCUCGGCGCCUUCUGCGUUGUCGCCGCGUCCGUCCGCUUCUACUACUCGUACCGCCAGCUGGCCGCCGUCUUCGUCGCCACGGCGCAGGAAAAGGGCACCAUCACCGUCCAGGCCUCGCUGUGGUCCAAGAUCGAGCCUAGCGCCUCCAUCAUCGCCGCCUGCCUGCCCACCUACGGCCCGCUGUUCGCCAACCGCGGCAUGCCCUCUAUGAUCCGCUCCACCCUCAGCUUCUUCUCCAUCAGCAGCCGCACCCAGGGUUCCUCCAACUUCAGCAAGAAUGUCAUCAAUAGCGACACCCCUAGCGACAAGAACGGCAGGUGGCACGAGCUUACGCCGAGCAACAAGACGGACAUCGAGACUUCUUCGACGCAGAGCCUGACACGGCCCGAGGUCGGAUACAUCCGCGCGACCUCGGAGAUAAAACAAACGCACCAGACCACGAUUAAUACGCGGGAGAGCUUUUAG